CUCUCAGUUUCCCCAGUGCCAUGCUGUCCAGAUCUUGUAACUAUGAGUCCAAAGAGCUCUUAGCUUAUAGAAACCAGCCCGGUAAAAUUAUUGUUAUAUAUGACGAUGACGAGAGGAUAGCUCCCCACGUUGCCACGGUGAUGGUAGAGAGGGGGUACGAAAAUCUCUUCAUGUUGUCUGGAGGUCUGAAGUUUGCGUAUGCUAACUUCCCCCGUGGUCUAAUCACAGGGACACCCCCGCCAGUGGUGCAGCCACAGAGGCCCAAACAGACAGAGAAGGCCUCACAGAGGUACUUCCAUCGUGCUGAUGUAGACAUGCUCAUGGAGUCUCUGGACAACGCACUCAUGGACAAGAGUACAGGAAGUCGUCUUACAAAAGCAAGUACAGCAUCUAGCAGGAUGGGCAGCGUGUCACAAAUGACAAACCGUUCUCUGAAAUCCAGCAUCGACACAGCUAGGCACAGUAAACCGUUUAAACCUUAGGCUAAAUUAGGGACAGCUGACAGGUAUAAAAUGACUGUACAAAAACUACAGCAAAAUGAACAGCACUAUUGCUCGUAGCCUGCGGCAGUAAUCAUAAUUAACUAACAUGGGAAGUUUUAAAACCCUGUAGAAACAGGUACAACAGCUGACACAUUUGGAAGUUGAAGACUGGGAAGUGGUCUGUGACCAUGACUUUGUAAAGAUUCAAACAUUUAGGGAAGAUGCCAUUGAACCUGUAGGCUAUGUGCAGUGGCAGAUUUGGGGGGUUGGGGGUGGAAUUCCCCAUUUGCCAAAUCAAAAAUGACAGAUUAAGCCUUCACCUUUACCCUCUACCUUUUGUCCAAAGUUUGGACUUGUUGCUCGGCACUGAAAAAAAUAACCAUUUGCAUGAUUGAAGAUUUGCCUUGCAGCAAGUGCAAUGGGUGCAAGCUGUGGAGGAAAGAAAAGUUUUUUUUUUUACAAUUUUGGGUCCGUCCCAGUGCUGUGUAGCUAUGUAUCUAAACUUCUUAACACAGGACCAUCGCUGUCAAGAUACAGUUCUAUCAGGAUUGGCUGUUACAGUAUUAGAUGUUACAAUGUAAACACUACAAACUGCCCGACUUAAGUUCAUUGUGGAGAUACAGCUACAGGACUUGAUUUUUUUUUCACAAGCUGCAUCAGUCUGUACAUUUUAUUUGACAAAUGUAGCAUGAAGUUACCUUAACAGAUUCAUACUUGUUAAGUUUUUUGUAAUGAUUGAAUGCCUUGAAGUACUCAAAACAUAUUGUUAAGUUGACCAGUAUCAUAAUUAUUUUCCUUUCUUCAUUGGAGAGAAAAAGCAUCCCUGCUCUCAUGUCAUUGUUGCUCACAAGGAAUAGUGUAUCAUGAUUUGAAUGUGUACAGUCAUAGUAGUACUUCUGCAUGGAAUGAUGCCCUACUGUUUGUAUUGUAUUGUACUGUAAUGUAUAGUGUACAGUAAUUUUGGAUAGUAUGCGAUACUCAUUAUCAUCAUGAAGAUUGCUCAUAUCUGUCAUUUCUAAGGAUUUGAUGUGUUUUUAAUACCUGUAUAUGAGAGGCUGCAGGUGGUUUAUUUGUAAAAACUACAUAUUUAUAUAGUGUGCCUGCUUAAAGAAAAUACCGUCCGCAUUACCUUUCGUACCUUAAAUCUUGCCCUCAAGUCGACCAAGGAGGAAGUGCCCUUAAUUUCCCAAGAAUUUGUUCAAUUUUUGUGCAUUCCAUUUAUAUCAGGUCCUUAAAAUAUCUUUAUAUUUUGACAGUUUUAUGAAAUAUCACUGUUUCAUGAUACAUGUAACUUUUACUAUGUGUGCGAGCAUUUCGAAUAAAGUAUUAUUUUGCA
Lingula anatina is the source of this 1818-nucleotide messenger RNA. RefSeq names its product centrosomal protein of 41 kDa-like. Gene Ontology annotation, biological process: cilium assembly. Lineage: Eukaryota; Metazoa; Brachiopoda; Lingulata; Lingulida; Lingulidae. The record is from RefSeq and is a predicted model, not a curated record. Gene Ontology annotation, cellular component: ciliary basal body.